GGGGCGUCAGUGUGCGGCAAGACUCCACAGGGUGUGGGUGCGAACGCCGUUCUCUCCGGUGUCAGUGCGUGAGUGAUUGUGGGAACCGCAAUAGGCUUUGAGGGUUUGAUGGUGAUUCAAGCUUUAUUUUGAACUCGCACGAAAGGAGCGGCUCUUAUUCCCCAGUUCUUAUAGUAAGCCCUGAGGACCCAACAUGGCGUCACCGGAUGAAACUGUGAUGAUCGACGGGCUAAAUGGCUCCCAUAUAUCCGUGAAUAAUAUCUCCUACGUUCAGGAAUCCUAUGUCCACAAAGGAUACAGGUGUUCCGCAGAGGGCCUCCUGCUGCCGAUCAUCUCAGAGUACACCUGGUCGGAGGGAGCGCGAGCCUUCCUCUACCUGGUCGGUCUCCUUUACUGCUUCAUGGGCGUCGCCAUUAUUGCGGACAUCUUCAUGGGCGCCAUCGAGAAGAUCACGAGCAAGACGAGGAAGGUGUACUUGACCUCGGAGAAGGAGGACGAGCCGGAGGUGAUUGAGGUGAGGAUCUGGAGCGACGCCGUGGCCAACCUCACCCUCAUGGCCCUCGGCUCCUCGGCCCCGGAGAUCCUGCUGUCGGUCAUCGAGGUCAUCGGCAACGACUUCGAGGCCAAAGAUUUGGGUCCCGGCACCAUCGUGGGUUCGGCGGCUUUCAACCUGUUCGUGAUCAGCGCCGUCUGCGUGAUGGCCAUCCCCGCCGGAGAGGAGAGGAGGAUUCGAGACCUGAAGGUGUUCCUCGUGACGGCCGUGUUCUCCGUGGUGGCGUACCUGUGGCUCCUCAUCAUCCUGAUGGUGACGAGCCCUGAGGAAGUGGAAGUGUGGGAAGCCGUGGUGACCUUCCUGCUGUUCCCCCUGCUGGUCCUCCUGGCGUGGCUGGCGGAGAGGAACUUCUGCGGCGUCCCCAACAAGACGGACACGAGUAAACAGAUAGAACUUGGGAACUUCCAGACAGGUGAGAUGGAGGAAGCAGCAGGUUGUGAAAAGUUCCUGGUGUGCUUAGGGCUUAAGCAACCAAGAAGAGUUAGGGCGGACAAAUUAAUCAAGGAGAAGCAGUACUUCCGGGAUGGACGUCUGGACAGGGACGGGCUGGUCGCUUUCAUCAAGGAGGUGAAGAACUAUCCCGGACUCACUGACGAGGAUGCGGCUGUACUGGCGGCCUCUAAGCUUGUGGAAUCCCAGAGCCACUCUAGGAUGUGGUACCGCGUCGGAGCUGUGAGAAACAUGACAGGUGGCCGGAAGACGCAACCCCAACUCUCGACGAAGCUGAAGGAGCGCUCUAAGGACAGGAAGAAAACGCUCAUCAUGCUCGAGGACGGCACCAACCAGGUCUACAGUGCCAUGAAUGAACACCCUGAAGCACCCACACUGGGAGAUGUCCCCAAGGUAAUGCCUCACCAGAAUGCCAUCAUUGACUUCCAUGCUGCAUCCUGUGCUGUCAUGGAGAACAUUGGCAAGUUUGAGGUAGCCAUUAUUAGGAGUGGACGAACAGAUAAUGAAGUUAGUGUCAGGGUUGAAACAAUUGAUGGAACUGCUACAGAAGAUCAGGAUUAUAUCCCAAUCAAUCAAGUCAUCACCUUUGGACCUGGAGAAACAGAAAAAUUGAUUGAAGUGGAAAUUAUCAAUGACAACCAGUGGGAACCUGAUGAAGAGUUUUUCCUGAAGAUCUCAUUGCUCUACAAUGCUGAAAAGCGUCAGGGAGUUCAGCUUGGCCGAAUCUCAAUCAUGGAAAUCACUAUUCUCAAUGAUGAUGAACCUGGUAUGGUAAUGUUCCAGAAGCGAGGUUUUCUUGUAAAGGAGAGCAUUGGUAAGGCUAUCAUCCCUGUAGUGCGAAAGAAUGGAGCUGACGGUGAAAUUACAGUGAAAUGGAAGACGAUCGACAAAACUGCUAUAUCAGGAAGGGACUUUGAAGGAGGGGAAGGUGUUCUUGUAUUCAAGCACACUGAGAUUGAACAGAAUAUUGAGAUUCCAAUUAUUGACGACAUGACCCCAGAAAAAGAUGAGCAUUUUGAGAUUGAACUUUUUGACCCCACCGGAGGAGCUAAGUUGGGCCAGAUCAACCGCACAGCCGUUACUAUUACCAAUGAUGAUGAUUUCAACAAUGUCUUGGCCAAUAUGAUGAUCAUGACAAAUGCCAAUGUGCAUGCAUUGCAAGUUCACCAUGAGACCUACCUGAGUCAGAUUAAGGAUGCUCUUAAUGUUAAUGGAGGUGACAUUGAAAAUGCAACAGGAAUGGAUUAUGUGAUGCAUUUCCUUACCUUUGGGUGGAAAAUCGUAUUUUCUCUGGUGCCUCCCCCUGGCAUACUUGGUGGCUGGCUGUGUUUCUUUGUAUCUCUUGGCGCUAUUGGUUUGCUGACAGCAAUAAUUGGUGACUUGGCUGCCACAUUUGGUUGUCUUGUUGGACUUAAGAACUCUGUCACAGCCAUCACCUUCGUUGCCCUGGGAACUUCACUGCCAGAUACCUUUGCAUCCAAGACAGCAGCUGUUCAAGAGAAAUAUGCUGAUAAUGCUGUGGGUAAUGUAACAGGCAGUAACUCAGUCAAUGUGUUCCUGGGAUUGGGAGCACCUUGGCUCAUUGCAGCGAUAGUCAACAAGAUAAGGGGAAAAGUAUUCUUUGUUCCUGCUGGUAACCUAAGCUUCAGUGUUGGCAUAUUCACUGGUCUUUGUAUUUUGUGCAUUGGUCUCCUUUUGCUGAGAAGAUUCCUGGGAGUGUUUGGAAAAGCAGAGCUUGGAGGAAAUGUUCCCAUGAAAUACGUCUCAGGAGCCAUCAUGAUUCUGUUUUGGCUCAUCUAUGUUCUUUGUACCUCUUUCCAGGCUUAUGGAUACUUUGACAGUGAAAAAUAGAUGUUUGUUAUGAUUACCUGUCUCAUCUGAAGUCUAUUUGUAAGAUUGCUCUUUUGUACAACUUUAUUGUAGUUCUCUCGGGAAUUUAAUUUUGGAGAUACCCUUCCUGAAUUACAUCUCUGUGAUUACAUAAUCAGAAUACAGAGUGCAUAGACUCUUUUGAAGAUCAUGAAACUUAUUCAACAUGUCAUAGUGAGAAUAGUGUUUCUUAAUAAAACCAAAAAUAUGAUAUUGAUGUUUAUGCAUUUAUUUUAAGAUCAAAAAUUGUUAAGGAAAACUUCAAGGAAUAUAAAAGAAAACAAUUUGUUUUUACAGCCAUCUUCUAUAAUUUAUGCAGAUAACUGCAAUUUGAUUUUUGACUCAUAGAUCAUAAAAAACUAUUUUGUGUACUUAAAUAUUUUUUUUAAUGCAAUAUGGGGUAUGUCCAUUUAUCCUCAGGGUAGCUGUAAACUUACUAUGCUGUAAACUAUUUUGCUGACAUACUAAACAUAUGCCUUCUACAAGAAAUUCAAAGUGAAGAAUGACAGGCCUGUCUCUUCAUUUACUUCAAUGCUACAGGAAUAUGUAAGUGUACAGCAGCUCCUGAUGUUGUAAAUUCACUAUGUACUAAAAUAAAUUUUGGCAAGCUAACCAUACCUAGUUUCAGGUUGGUUAGAAGCAUUCUUCCAAGCAUUUUUAGUAACCUUUGAGUUAUGUUGAAUGUAAGAAAUUAUAUGGGAAGGGAAAUCUUGGUAAAGUAUGCUUCCAGCCAAAAAAUUAGGACAGCUUUCCAAAAUUCACUUUUAGAUACUCAUGAAAACAAUUGAAUAGUUUUUCUAAAGCAAAAUUGUAAUUCCAUAUAGUGUUAAUUACUUAAAUACUGUUUUUCAUUUCAGUAUAUUACAGGCCUUGUUAUAUGUCUCAAGUUAACUCAUAUGCAUCACCAUUUAAUUACUACAGGUGAUUUAUUCUGUAGGUUGUUAUCUUGUAUGACUCUCAAAAGAUAUGAAAUAUUGGAAACUUAAAAUUUAAGUAUGAAUAGAUGCAUAACUUGACUUUUUUUUUUUUCAAAAACAUGGUCCAAAAUAGCAUGGGAGAAAAAUUACAAAAUCUUUCAGUCUAAUGAUGUUUUCCCUCUUUGCCCUUUCAUGAGCUGCAACUUUUAACCAGACAAUUACAGAAGAAAUAAUUUUUAAUGAAUACAUACAUGCAUAAUAACCAAUCACUCACAAAGAGUAACCAGAAAGGUAUGCAUAUAUGCUCACUCAUAAAAGGGUAAAAAUGAAGGACCUGAUUCCUCAUUUUGAAUGUAUCAUAGGCUAAGGUUAUGUGCUUCCCAGGUUGGUUAGACAGCAGGUAAAUUAUACAUUUUAAUAUAAACUAAACCUUCAGCUGACGUUAGUAUUUAUGAUUAUUUAGGUAUUCAUAUAUAUAUGUGUGUUAAUGUGUAUGUAUGAAAUUAAUAUUUAGGCAUUUACAGAAAUGAAUUUUGUAUGUGUCCUAAAGAUUAUUUGUAUGGAAUGCAUACAAUUGUUUUAUGUUGUUCUUUGUUUGUCUUCUUUUUUGUUUUUUUCUAGUGGACAGAUAACUUUCACAAUGUAGUAAAAGCACGUAAGGUACCAUCUAGUUCUGCAAAUUCUUAUAGAAGUAUUGGCCAUUGCUUUUACAGUUAGUGUUCAAAUUUAAUUAUAAGAGAGCCAUAAUGCUAGCUGUUAGUUGUUAGGAAUUUCACAAUUUGCACAACUUUGAUAUUUUUGCUUUCAGAACUUUUUUUAUGUUAUAUGAACUUUUGCUUUACUUCAAAAACCAUGUAUUUCUUGGUUUUCAGGAUGUAGAUUUAGGAAUGAUUUUAGCAUUACUGAUAGUACUCUAAUGAAUGACUCCUAUGUUAUUGCUAUUACUAAUAUCAAGCAUAACAUAUGAAACUACCUGUAUUAUAAAUUUCUAUCAUAAAAAUACCACCUCUUAUGUCAUGGUUUUCAUACCUCUUGUAAAGACAGAGGUUUAAUUAUCAUGUGCUAAUUUGUUUAUGCAUUUCUAAUAGCAAAUUAUAAUGUUAUUUAUAAAAGAAUCUCAGAGGAGGUGGAACUGAAUUAGAUUUGUUGAUUCAUAAAAUUCAAGAGGAAAAAAAAAGUGAGAUUUUUCUAAGGAUAUUCAAUUGACAUACUUUGUAUCACUUUCAAGUAUAAAUAGUAAGUACUUUUUCAGAAUAUUUAGUAUUGAUGUGUGCCUUAAUUUUAGCCAAAGAAUUGUUUGUAUUUUAUUUUUCCAUGACUUGGAUAUAUUUUAGAAGUGUAUUAGGGAGAUCAGAUCUUCCCCAACAUGGAACAUAUGACAGUUAUAUAUCAGUUGUGUAAAUAAUGCUAUUGUGGCAUUUUAAUUACACAUUUGAGGUAUUGACAAAACACAAUAGUUUACAUUUUGCAAGCUAUUUUCAUGACACCUCAGUCAGUGAUAUAGAGAGGUAGUCUUUUUAUAUAUCAUCUAUUUUUCUGAUUGCAGAUCAUAGCAAGAACUUUAUGUAAAGAGUGUGUUGCUUGCUUUCAAGUGAUAGGCUGGAAAACUUUUGUAUAGGACGUCUGUAAAUGUUCUAAAUUUGUCAUAAAUUUUGUUUUAAAGAAGAAAAAAAGGGUUGGAAGGGUUGUUAUAUAAUAAGCCUGUUGUUUAUUUUAUUGCAUAUAGAAUGUUAUUAAAAUAUAGGGUUAUAAACUUGGCUUAUAUAAAGAUAUUGUUACUAAAAAUGUUUAUAUAUUUUUUUAUUUUAUAUUUGUUGCAAAAUAGUCAUUUUUUUGGUGCUCCCUUUAUUUAUCUUUAUUUAUUUUUUCAGUCUCCAAUUUUUUUUUCAUUUUCAACACAAGUUCCUUUGCAUUUUUUAUGAUAAUUUGAUUGAUAUAUAUAUAAGACUUCUGUUAUUUGAUGUGCAUCUUUCAACUUAAACUCCACGCAUCAGCAAUACUGUUCUCUCAUCUUCUGUAGUUGUGUGGUCGUUGUUUGUUCCAACCUGUAUAACCUAACUGACAGAUGGUCAGUUUAAUCUUAAAUAUAACUGGGUAAGUCAAAUGCCAAUCUGUUUUUUAUACUGUAAAUCAACAUUAUAGAAAAGUAGGACUUUGUCAACUUUUUUCUCUUUCAAGUAUUGUGUAGAGUAUCCAUGCAGAUAAUGUUUUUACUGUCAUACUUAUACUAAUCUUUGGAUAGUAGAAUGAACAUCAGCAUCUGAUUGAAAGCCUGUGCAAAGUUGAUUUACUUCUACUCAUAUCAAGUUGGAUAAAAUGGUUUUGGUACUUACAGCCUGUAUUUUUCCAUCAUAGCUUAUAAUCAUUCAAUUAAAGAAAAUUUUCAAUCUCUUUCCUUAAUAAUGUACAGGCAUUUCAGCAACAGGGGAUUGUUCUCACUCUUUGGCUUAUUGAUCAGGUAUUGAAAGUUGUCAAGAAUAGAUCUUUCACAUUUUCAUCUGAAAUUAUGAAUAUAACCAACUUUUUCCUAUAAAUAUGCAUUGGUAUAAAUUUCCUGUUUACUUUGUUUUGUCCCAUUAUUAGAUUUACGUUAUGUGAGAUGUAAUAAUCAUGCUGUAUUUUAAGGUCUCUUCUUAGAAUGAUAUACCGAUAAUUUGUAAAUCUUUGUUCUAGCCCAUUUUUUCCAAGAUGGGAUCGUAAGUUAUUGUUGUUCACAUGAAUUACAAUGAAAAUAUAAGAAAUCAAAGAUAUAAUUGUGAUAGGAUCUCUCAUAAAUACAUAUUGAAAUACUUUAGGUUAACCAUUGGAAUAUUUGUAAAUCAAAAACUUUUGGAUCCAAGCAGUAAUAUUUUCUACAUGCUUAUUUUCAUCAGUCCCUUCACUUUUCAACUCCUAUUGUUCAAUGUGCUGUUCUUGCCAAAUAAAGAAUAACAUACUGUA
Penaeus monodon (black tiger shrimp) is the source of this 6729-nucleotide messenger RNA. RefSeq names its product sodium/calcium exchanger 2-like. Gene Ontology annotation, molecular function: calcium:sodium antiporter activity. Bases 194 to 2854 code for a protein of 886 amino acids. The transcript is spliced from 20 exons. Gene Ontology annotation, cellular component: membrane. The record is from RefSeq and is a predicted model, not a curated record. Gene Ontology annotation, biological process: transmembrane transport; calcium ion transport; cell communication. NCBI's taxonomy places the organism in Eukaryota, Metazoa, Arthropoda, Malacostraca, Decapoda, Penaeidae.